AACGAUUCGAAACGUAAACACAAAAAAUUCAGCAAGUCUAAUUUUAUCUAAUUCAAUUUAUUACGAAAAUACACAGUAUGGGAUCAUCUAAAAAGCAUAAGAAAGAUCGUGAUGCUAGCUCACGUAGACGAAGCAGAUCAAGAAGUGAGGAAUAUAGAGAAAAAAAGAAAAGCAAGAAAAAUCGAGACCGUGAAAAGGAAAGAAGGCACAAGAGGAAAAGUUCAGAACGAGAAAAAUCCUAUCAUAGUGACAGUUCAGAUGUUGUUGAAGUUCCAUUGGAUGCGCCAGCACCGCCAGUCAUUUCCGAAUCAUUAAAACCACUGUCUAGACAGCAAAGGAAGUCAAGAUCUAUGUCUCCAAUUCCACAAGAUGGUGCCGGUGAUUGUUUGUCUAUAGAAGCAACAAAUAAGCUUAGAGCAAAACUAGGUUUAAAGCCACUUGAAGUUGGUCCAUCAGAUGUCACUCAAACAAGCAGCAGUAACAAAAAUGAUGAUAAGGAAGAACGCGAUGAAAGUGUUGCUGACUUAAGAAAGAUUAAGGAUGAUUGGGGUGAAUUUUAUCAUAAGCCAGCUGGACAAUUCAAUGAAAAAACGGAAGUAGAACUACUUCGUGAGAAAAUCCAGUCAAAACGUGACAAAAGGAAGAUUGAACAUAAAUUGGCAAGGAUUAAGACAUUAGGUCAGUCCGAUUCAGAAGAUGACACUACAUCCUGGGUCGAUAAAAGUCGUAAAAUUGAAGAAGAGAAGAAAAAGGCAAAAAAUCGAGCUAAACAGUUUGCAGAACUAGACGAAAAUAUGGAUAAGGGUUUAGUUGUUCGUAAACGUACACAAAAAGCAAGGACUAGUAAAUAUGGUGAAAAAGAUCUAGCAGGAUUAAAAGUUGCACACGAUAUUGACACAUUUAGAGAGGAACGACAAGUAAUUUUGACAUUAGAAGACAAGGAUGUGCUCACAGAAGACGGUGAUGUUCUUAUGAAUGUUAAUAUGAAGGAUGACGAGCGUUAUAAGAAGAAUGUCAGCAACAAAAGAUUAAAUCCACAACUUUAUGGAUAUGAUGUCUAUGAGGAUCAGUAUGAUCAGUUUGGUAACUUUAUAGAUCGUGGUGUGCUUGCUAAGUACGACGAUGAUAUUGAUGCAAGUGCUCAAAAGUCAUCAUUCGUGAUUGGUGAGAGUCGGGAACUAAUUAGACAGCAACAAAGAAAGGCAAUGGAAGUAAAAGCAAAAUUACAAGGCAAAACUCUCGAAAGUUUAAAUGAUGAUCCAUUAAAAUUAGCAUCAGAUCAUUAUACAGAAGAGGAACUGACAAAAUUCAAAAAACCCAAAAGAAAAGUCAAGAAAUUGCGACAAAAAUUAAAGGCAGACGAGUUGCUUGAAAUUGUUGGCGAUAAUACUGAUCAAAAUAAAGAUUUAGGAAGUCGGAAGCGACGUGAAGACAAGCCAAAAUCUGUCAAAUUAAAUGCUGAAAUGUUGCCACCGACAAAUCAAUCUGAAGACUUUAAAGUUGAGCCAGAAGAUGAGGAUCUCGAACACAUCCUGUCCAAAGCACGUAGAAUUAAACAAAACGACAUAAUUAAGAAGGAAUUGCCAAUUGACAUGAUUAAAACGGAAGUAAAAAUGGAAACUGAAGAUUCUGAAGAGGAAGGUCCACAAACCAACAUAAUUUUGGAUCAAACUGCUGAAUUUUGUAGAACUUUGGGUGAUAUCCCAACUUAUGGAAUGGCAGGAAAUCGAGAUGAAGCUACAGACAUGAUGGAUCUCGAAGAGAAUUCUGGUGACGAGGAAUUGCCAGAAAAACGUGGAAAGUGGAAUCAAGUCGAUCCAAAUGAGGAACCAAAGUUAGUUGAAGGAAUUCCGCAAUCAGCUGAGCCUGACGAUGUUGUAGUAUUAGAUGAAGAACCAGAUAUUGCAGUUGGAAUGGCUAAUGCUUUAAAACUAGCCAUGUCUAAAGGAUAUCUCGAGAAAGAGGAAUCAAAUCGACCGAGUAAUUCAAGAUUUGCACAUUUACAAGCUAAGCAUUAUUCAAUUGAAGAUAAGGCAUAUGAAGAAAAUGAUAAAUACAGCAGACGAGGACAUGGAGGUGGUGGAUUUCAAAAUGGUCCACUUUCUGAGUUCCGUGAAAAGUCUGGAUAUAAACCGAAUGUUAAGCUGGAAUACAUUGAUGAUAAUAAUAUUAAACUGACGCCAAAGGAGGCAUUCAGAUAUUUGUCACACAAAUUCCAUGGUAAAGGACCAGGCAAGAAUAAGAUUGAGAAGAGAUUGAAGAAGCAGGAACAAGAAGGGCUCAUGAAGAAAAUGUCAUCAUCAGACACUCCAUUGAACACAUUAAAUAUGCUGCAGUUGAAGCAGAAAGAAACGCAGAGUGCAUUUGUGGUUCUGAGUGGAAAUAAGUCAGGUCAAACAACUCUCGGCAAGAAUAAACGAUAAAC
Molecule: messenger RNA, 2425 nt
Organism: Chironomus riparius
Lineage: Eukaryota; Metazoa; Arthropoda; Insecta; Diptera; Chironomidae
Source: the annotation of a GenBank genome assembly